Molecule: messenger RNA, 813 nt
Organism: Fusarium tjaetaba
Lineage: Eukaryota; Fungi; Ascomycota; Sordariomycetes; Hypocreales; Nectriaceae
Product: glutathione s-transferase
Exons: 3
Coding region: 1-813 (270 amino acids)
Source: RefSeq, a predicted model, not a curated record
AUGGCUUCAAACGAACUACCCCACGUCAAGCUCUUUUGGCUCGAGAAGUCGCGCUCCCAGCGCAUCCUCUGGCUGCUCCAGGAGCUCAAUCUGCCCUAUGAGCUUGAGAUCUUCCACCGCAACAAGAAGACCAUGAUGGCUCCCCCGGAGCUGCAAAAGGUGCACCCACUGGGCAAGUCGCCUGUGAUCCAGAUCAGACCUGCUGGCGCCGCUGAAGACGCUGAGCCCAUCACCCUGGCUGAGAGUGGCUUCAUCACUCAGUAUCUUGCGGAGAACGUGCCUGAGGGUAAGAAGCUGGUGCCUCAGCGAUGGAAGGAGGGUAUGGAGGGCAAGAUUGCUGGCGAGACUGAGGCUUGGAUGAGAUAUCAGUACUAUCUUCACUAUUGUGAAGGUACUCUCAUGCCUCCUCUGGUCAUGGCCCUCGUUAUCAGCGCCCUCAAGUCUCCCCAGGUUCCCUUCUUCAUCCGCCCCAUUUCAACAAUCCUUGCCAACCGCAUCUUCUCAGCCUUUAUCUUCCCCAACGUGCACGUUAAUCUCAAGAUGAUCGAAGGUCAUCUCGCUACAUCAGGUGGCAAGUACAUCUGUGGACCGCAACUCACUGCCGCGGAUAUUCUCUUGAGCUUCCCAUUGAUUGCUGCCAAAGAAGAUCUCGACAACUUUGGAAGCUUUGAGAAUGGCUCCUGGAAGUCAGAGUUUCCGAAAUUGGCCGAGUAUAUUGAGUUGAUUGAGAAUGAAGAGGGCUAUAAGAAGAGUGUAGAGAAGAUUGUUGAGAUUGAUGGAGAGUUUUCUGCUACUCUUCGACCGGGACAAUGA